AAUAAAUGAGUAUUUUGAAUUAACACUAAAGUGUAUUUCCCCAUCUCUUGACCAUCAUCGAUAGUAUGAGGGUCCACCAUGAAUCAAAAUUGUGGAAACAACUCAGCGAUUAUUUGUUGAUCUACAUCAAGGAUCCUCAAGUCAAUCAAGGAACUCAUUUGAAGGAUCUUUUUGAGGGAUUUGUUAAGAAGUUUUAUCAAGAGAUUGACGAGAUGAAAUUAGUGCGUUUUCUGAUUAAGGCUGCAGAAUAAUACGGAGAUUUUUAGAGCAGAAUUGAUUUCCUCAAAUAAUUUAAAUUAGAUGAACAACCCCAAUUAGUCAUUGACAUUUUGAUCGCCUUCUUCAAACUCUAAUAGGGGAAAUUAUAAGAAGUGGAUGAAUUAUUGAAAUAAUACAAAUAGGCAAGUGAAAAAUUGUAAGAAGUUGAUCCACUUGUUUAUUCAAUGCUCUACUAUUUGGCAUACAAUUUCUACAAAAUCAAGAAUGUCUAUGAAGAAUUUUAUGUUAAUGCCCUACAAUAUCUAGCAUACACUAACGAUUAGGACAUGUUACAAGAACAAAAGGUGCAACUCUCCUAUGAAAUGGCACUAGCUGUUUUGAUUUCACCAAACAUCUAUAACUUUAGUGAAUUGUUGCAAUAACCAGUAUUAGUUAGCUUAAAAGAAAGUUCCCAAUACAAUUGGGUCUAUCAAUUGUUGGACAUCUUCAAUAGGGGAAGCGUGGGAGAAUUGAGGAAUUUCCAAUGGAAUGAGGAGAGAAAGGCAGUCAUUCCAAAUUUCCUAAUAUUGAAUGAAAAGAUAAGAAUAAUGGCAUUUCUUGAAUUGGCUUUCUCUUUGCCUAAAAAUAACAGGGUUUGCACUUUUGAGGAAUUGGCCUAAGUGUCAGAGUUACCCUUAAGUGACAUCGAAAGAUUAGUGAUGAGAACAAUCAGUAAAGGCUUGGUCAAAGGAAGAAUUAAUUAAGUAAAAUUAUAGUAUUAACGUUUGAUAGGUAAAAUAAACAAUAACAAUUUCUUAUGUUGUUCCAAGAGUAUUAACACUGGAUAAAAUUGAGAUUAUUAAUAAGAAAUUCGGUAAUUGGGAGAAAUCAUUGAAUGUUUUCCUUAAAGAAGUGGAAGAUGUGAGAAAGACAUUUAAUUGA
This is a messenger RNA of Paramecium octaurelia, 1140 nucleotides long. NCBI's taxonomy places the organism in Eukaryota, Ciliophora, Oligohymenophorea, Peniculida, Parameciidae. The record is from the annotation of a GenBank genome assembly.